This is a messenger RNA of Arvicola amphibius (Eurasian water vole), 1940 nucleotides long. It is a transcript of the gene Prss23, whose product is annotated as serine protease 23. Gene Ontology annotation, biological process: proteolysis. The transcript has 2 exons. The coding region runs from base 140 to 1291 and encodes 383 amino acids. NCBI's taxonomy places the organism in Eukaryota, Metazoa, Chordata, Mammalia, Rodentia, Cricetidae. The record is from RefSeq and is a predicted model, not a curated record. Gene Ontology annotation, molecular function: serine-type endopeptidase activity.
CCCGGGGUUGCAGACUCCGCUGGCCCGCUGGCUCACACUGGGUCGAGCCGCCGAGCAGGCAUGGGAGCCGAGCGCGUUCUCCGGGCGCCCACACCUGUCUGAGUGGCACAGGGCUGCAGCCGGAGAGGCAGCACUCAGCAUGGCGGGGAUCCCAGGGCUCUUCACCCUUCUGCUCCUCCUGCUCUGUGUGUUCAGGCAGGGGAGUCCCUACGCCAGUCCGUGGAAACCCACUUGGCCGGCUUACCGCCUCCCUGUAGUCUUGCCUCAGUCUACCUUCAACUUAGCAAAGCCAGACUUUGAUGCCAAAGCCAAAUUGGAAGUGUCCUCCUCCUGCGGACCCCAGUGUCACAAGGGAACACCACUGCCCACCUACGAAGAGGCCAAACAGUACCUUUCCUAUGAAACCCUCUACGCCAACGGCAGCCGCACUGAGACUCAAGUGGGCAUCUACAUCCUCAGCAAUGGCCAAGGCAGGGCGCAAGGCAGAGACUCCGUGGCCACGGGAAAAUCUCGCAGGAAAAGGCAGAUUUAUGGCUAUGACGGCAGGUUUAGCAUCUUCGGGAAGGAUUUCCUGCUAAACUACCCCUUCUCAACAUCCGUGAAGCUGUCUACGGGCUGCACCGGCACCCUGGUGGCAGAAAAGCACGUCCUUACGGCUGCGCACUGCAUUCACGAUGGGAAAACCUACGUGAAAGGGACGCAGAAACUCCGAGUGGGCUUCCUGAAGCCCAAGUAUAAAGAUGGCAGCGGAGUGGGCAACAGCUCGAGCGCAGCCAUGCCUGAUAAGAUGAAAUUUCAGUGGAUCCGGGUGAAACGCACCCAUGUGCCCAAGGGGUGGAUCAAGGGCAAUGCCAACGAUAUCGGCAUGGAUUAUGACUACGCCCUUCUGGAACUCAAGAAACCCCACAAAAGGAAGUUCAUGAAGAUUGGGGUGAGCCCUCCAGCUAAGCAGCUCCCAGGAGGCAGGAUCCACUUCUCUGGUUACGACAAUGACCGGCCAGGCAAUUUGGUGUACCGCUUCUGUGAUAUCAAGGAUGAGACCUAUGACCUUCUCUAUCAGCAGUGUGAUGCCCAGCCUGGGGCCAGUGGUUCAGGGGUCUAUGUGAGGAUGUGGAAGAGGCCACAGCAGAGAUGGGAAAGGAAAAUUAUUGGCAUCUUUUCGGGCCACCAGUGGGUGGACAUGAACGGCUCUCCACAGGAUUUCAACGUGGCAGUCAGAAUCACUCCUCUUAAAUAUGCACAGAUUUGCUACUGGAUUAAAGGAAACUAUUUGGAUUGCAGAGAGGGUUGAAGCUGCUUCUUCCUGCCAGCACUCCAGGGGCUUUUGGCACUCAUUGUAGGAGAUGCCAGCUUCUUAUCAUGGACUCUUGUGUGUGUGUGUGUGUGUGUGUGUGUGUUUGUGUGUGUGUGUGAUAUAAUGCCUUUUACCCAGCAUUCUUCAAAUGGCAAAAUGAUUGGCUUUAUUAUUUGAAAACUGUGGUGUGUGUUUAUAGUGAUUAAACAGUCUGAAAGCAUACUUUUGUAUACAGAUUUCAAAAUACUGAUGUUUGUGGCAAUAGGCGAUAUUUGGCAAUUAAGUUAAACUUUCAGGUUUUUUUUACAGCUUGAUUUUUGUCUUAUCCAAACUUGCAUAAAAAGGUCUAUAUUAACUAUGUGACAUAUGGAGGAUAUGAAUUCUUAUGUUUGUAUAUGAAUGUGUUUUCUUCUGAGAGUCAUAUAUUGAUAUUUUUGUAAUGUGUUGUUAUAAUGCAUCUGGAUGGCAACAUCAUAGCACUUCAAUAGGCAAUUGUAAUAUUUGGAUUCAGCAUUUACAUAGUAGUCCUUGAAGAGAAACAAUAAUUUAUUGGCUAUGUUGAUACACCUAUAAAACUGUAUCUUACAGUGAACAGAGUUUUCAUGCUGCUUUUAGUCUUGAAAAUAAAACUUUCUCUUCCAAAAAC